Messenger RNA from Corvus hawaiiensis (hawaiian crow), 1339 nucleotides. RefSeq names its product fatty acid-binding protein 5. The record is from RefSeq and is a predicted model, not a curated record. Gene Ontology annotation, biological process: fatty acid transport. Gene Ontology annotation, cellular component: cytosol; nucleus. Lineage: Eukaryota; Metazoa; Chordata; Aves; Passeriformes; Corvidae. The transcript has 4 exons. The coding region runs from base 118 to 522 and encodes 134 amino acids. Gene Ontology annotation, molecular function: fatty acid binding.
CUCUUCCCGGCAGCACAUGUUGCCGGCCCCGCUAUAAAGGCGGCCGCGGCCUCAUUGCAGCCCGUCCUUCUGCCUUCACGUUUCUACAGGGACGCCGCCAGCUCCAGUGCCGCCGCCAUGGCCAUCGACGCGUUUUUGGGCAAAUGGUGCCUCGUCUCCAGCGAGGGCUUCGAGGAGUACAUGAAGGAGCUAGGUGUGGGUAUGGCUAUGAGAAAAAUGGGAAGCAUGGCCAAACCAGACGUUUACAUUAUUAAGGAUGGGGACACAAUCACCAUAAAAACAGAAAGCACCUUCAAAACUUCACAGUUCAGCUUCAAGCUUGGUGAGAAAUUUGAGGAAAAUACAUUAGAUGGCAGGAAAACUCAGACCCUUGUCAGCUUUAAAGAUGAUGGGUCAUUGAUUCAAGAGCAGGAAUGGGAUGGCAAGAAGACCACAAUAACAAGGAAGCUAGUUGAUGGACAAUUGGUGGUGGAAUGUGACAUGAAUGGUGUCAAGUGUGUUCGAGUCUACCAGAAAGCAUGAGGACAUCUUCAGGUUCAGUAGGAACUUGCUGCAAACAACUCAGUUCAGUGGACAGAGCUCCUUUUCACUCCGUAUUUUCCUUUUCCCUGUUUUCUAGUAUUUCAAUGGACUGAGUAGCUGAGUGCAAUUCUUUUUAAAAGCCGUGAUGUAACUAUUAUGUAACUAUUCUGAACUUAGACUAUUAAAUAAAAUUGUCGAAUAUAUGAAGUGGAAAUGUUGUUACUAUAGUGGAAUUUUAAGUGAGGUUUUAUUAAAAAAACAGUUUGGUUUUAGGCUUUACUACAAUCUGCCUUUCAGCACGAGACAAUAUAUGGCAAAGAACAGUUAAUAGUAAGCUGAAUUUUGACCAACAUCAAUAUGAAAUUGAAACAACCCCAGAGCCCAAACUUUGAAUUUUUUUUUUCUAACUUCCAUGUUACAAAGUAACUAGAAUUGGGCGGGUAUAAGUACUAAAUAAGUUCAGUUGGUGUUUAAGUAGAGGAAUGGAUUUUCAGGGUUAGUUUGGUUUUUUGUAUUUUGAACCCACAGUUUUAUAUAUAUAUAUAUAUAUACACCAGUAAGCCAAUGAACAUGAUAAGUCUAAGCAAGCACAUACACACCUUUUGGAAAGGAAGCCUUAUUUUAAGAAGACUGUUUUCCUAACAAAACUCUUAUUCCAUGUCUAGGACUAUUCUAAAAAUUCUUAACCAAAAGCUACUGAAACACUGCCUAAAACUUAAAGCCUAAUUUUAUUUUAUUUUUUUUAAAACUUGUUUGAAACACCUAGCAAUGGAGUUUAUAUGCUUUGAAGUGCCAUAAUAAAUAAUCAGAAAUAUCA